AGACGUUUUAGGUCCGGGUGGAGGGUCGCAAGCAGGAGCACCCACACGUGUUAACCCUCGGACAAACUCGACCUCCAACAACCACAACAAUCCAUUAAAGUAUCUGUAACUCUGAUUGGUUUAGAUAUGGGCGUAAAUUCGACUACCAAAACUAACUUCGGCCAACCGGGGGGGCGGAAAUGAAUUUAUGGAUCUGGAAGAGCCGCGCAAACCGGAGGUUGUAGUUUCUUUUAGUGUGUUUAUUGCCUAACCACUUUAGAUAAACCGGUGUCAUAACUUUGGGACUUCUUUUCCUGCCGAAAACAUGAAGCUGUAAACUUGUAAACUUGUCUGUGGUUUACGUCACUUUUUUUUUUUUUGAAACUCUCGGGGAGAGCUGAAUGUUCCUCCAGGGAGAAUUUCAGUGACUUUCACUUUGGCACACGGUGAUUUCAGCUCUAACUCCAAGUGAAGAGUCUGCUUUGUGGUCCAUGAGUGUUUUGAGAAGAGUUGGUGAAUAUGGACGAGAAACCAGCGCUGGCAGACACUAAACCGGACGAGGAUCACAUAAACUCGGAGAACCAUGUCAAGCCGGAGAAGGGUGACUCGGAGAAGCGGCCGGACGGACCGGCCGAGCAGGACGGUUCCGAGUUGCUGCGACCGACACGUCUGUACAAACGGCGCUGGAUGAUCGUGCUCCUCUUCAGCUCAUACUCCCUGUGCAACUCAUUCCAAUGGAUACAGUACGGCAUCAUCGGCAACGUCUUCAUGAAGUUCUACAACGUGAGCGCCUUCACCAUAGACUGGAUGUCUAUGAUCUACAUGCUCACAUACAUUCCCUUCAUCUUCCCUGUGACCUGGCUGCUGGACAAGAAGGGGCUCCGGGUCAUCGCUCUCGUGGCCACGGCGCUCAACUGCGUCGGGACGUGGGUCAAGGUGGCCAGCGUCAGACCCGACCUGUUCUCCGUCACCCUGCUGGGCCAGUUCUGCUGCUCUUUCGCCCAGGUGUUCAUCCUCGGGAUGCCGUCCAAAAUCGCGUCGGUGUGGUUCGGUUCGAAGGAGGUGUCCACCGUCUGCUCCAUCGGAGUGUUCGGGAACCAGCUGGGUAUCGCCAUCGGCUUCCUUGUGCCUCCUAUCCUGGUGCCUAAUGUGGACAACAUGGAUGAGCUGGCUCACCACAUCAGCAUCAUGUUCUACAUAACAGCAGGAGUGGCUACUCUACUUUUCAUCCUCGUAGUCUUUGUUUUCCAGGAGCGUCCCAAACUUCCUCCGACUCAGGCCCAGGCCGCGGCCCGCUGCAUCCCCCCAGAGAACUACUCGUACACGUCCUCCAUCAGAAGGCUGCUCCGCAACAGGCCCUUCAUCCUCCUCAUCAUCACCUAUGGUCUGAACGUGGGCUGUUUCUAUGCCGUCGGGACGCUGCUGAACCGCAUGAUCAUUUUACACUACCCUGGAGAAGAGGUGAAUGCUGGGAGGAUCGGCCUGACCAUUGUCAUCGCUGGGAUGGUCGGCUCUCUGAUCUGCGGAGUUUGGUUGGACCGAACCAAAACCUACAAGCAGACGACCCUCGCAGUCUACCUAAUGUCUCUGGUGGGGAUGAUCGUCUACGCCGCAACACUAAGCUUAGGACACCUUUGGGUCGUCUUCAUCACAGCUGGAGCUCUUGGGUUCUUCAUGACGGGCUACCUGCCGCUCGGCUUUGAAUUCGCGGUGGAGCUGACGUACCCGGAGUCGGAGGGAACCUCCUCGGGUCUCCUCAACUGUUCGGCACAGGUGUUUGGCAUCAUAUUUACCAUCUGCCAGGGGAAGAUCAUCGACCACUACGGCACGCUGGCAGGAAACAUCUUCUUGUGCGUCUUUCUUCUUAUAGGCACAAUAAUGACAGGUUUAAUCAAGUCGGAUCUACGGAGGCAAAGUGCAAACAAGCUGGCCUUAGAAGCUGCGGAGAGGCAGAUGUCGGGACAAGACUACGGAGCCACAGCGCUAAUCUCCCAGCAGCAGACUCCUCCUUCUCAAGCCUGAUCUAUAAACCUUUCUCCUUCACAAAAAAAGAAAAAAAAAAAAUAAGAAAAUGAAAAAAAUAAGUCUUCUCAAAUCUUAGCUCACCGUACAGAUGCACAAAGGGACCUUCUGGCGGCCAGGAUGGAGACCUGGACACUCCUCCUUUCAUCAAAGAGGCCAAGUUAUAGACGCGCACACGGACACGAGAAGCCUUAAAAAAAUAAAUAAAUAAAUAAAUAAAAUAACUGUGAUCUCCUUCGGGAAGUUUUUAGAUGUACAACUGUGUGAGUGCAGGAGCGCAUGAAAGUCACUGAUCAGACAUAUCACUUUAUUAAUAUUUAAGUGGAAAUUUAAAGCUCGCACUAAAUCUCCUGUCGUGCCUCGUCUGUUUUUAGAACGUGCGGUCAGUUACGUGUAGUACUGUAUAUACAGCCGAGCCGAGGAGCUGACUCUGAUGCUGCCUUUGUAUAAAUAGUGCUUGGUGUAAAUGCGGCGUGCGUGGCGUUGUGAUUCAUUUCGAUGGAAGAUUGUGAAAGGCGUCCUAAUCUAUGGCAGUCCUCAAUAAGGGAAGAACUGGCAAAAAUACUAGUUGUGUAGAUGCAUUUGUAACAACAUCAGUGUUUACUUAUUUAACAUGAAAUAAAAUCUUUUAUUUAUAA
Mugil cephalus (flathead mullet) is the source of this 2639-nucleotide messenger RNA. RefSeq names its product FLVCR heme transporter 2b (gene flvcr2b). Gene Ontology annotation, biological process: heme export; transmembrane transport. Gene Ontology annotation, molecular function: heme binding; heme transmembrane transporter activity. The transcript is spliced from 11 exons. The record is from RefSeq and is a predicted model, not a curated record. NCBI's taxonomy places the organism in Eukaryota, Metazoa, Chordata, Actinopteri, Mugiliformes, Mugilidae. Gene Ontology annotation, cellular component: membrane. The coding region runs from base 499 to 2001 and encodes 500 amino acids.